Messenger RNA from Yarrowia lipolytica CLIB122, 1347 nucleotides. RefSeq lists its product as uncharacterized. Gene Ontology annotation, molecular function: transmembrane transporter activity. Lineage: Eukaryota; Fungi; Ascomycota; Dipodascomycetes; Dipodascales. The record is from RefSeq and is a predicted model, not a curated record. Gene Ontology annotation, cellular component: fungal-type vacuole membrane. Gene Ontology annotation, biological process: transmembrane transport.
AUGGUCUUCAAGUACAUCGGAGACACUUUGGGUCUUACCCCGGUGCUCAAGUCAUCCUGGGACGUCCAUGCUCUCAUUAUCAUGCGAUUUUUCCGACUCAUGGCGUUUGGCCAGAUCUCUGUCAUUCUCGCCCAGUUUUUUGAUGCCCAUGGCUUCUCUCAGGACAAGACCGGUCUUUUCAUGUCCCUGACUCUCGCCGGAGACGUUGGCCUGUCCCUGUUCCUUACCACAUAUGGUGACCGACUCGGCCGAAAGAAUGUGCUCCUUAUUGGAGCCGGCCUCAUGACCCUCUCGGGCCUCGUCUUCUUCCACGAGUCCAACUACUAUCUCCUUCUUCUGGCCGCCAUUUGCGGUGUCAUUUCUCCCUCUGGUGCUGAGGUUGGACCCUUCCGAGCAAUUGAAGAGUCCACCUUAGCCCAGCUCACAACCCUGGAGGCCCGAGCUGACGUCUUUGCUUGGUACACUCUUUUGGGAUCUCUCGGAGCUGCCCUCGGAGCCCUUGUCGGUGGCUGGACCGUCCAGAUUGCCCAGGAGAAGUACCACUUCACCAAGCUUGAGGCUUACAAGACCGUUUUCCUGACUUAUGCAGCCAUUGGCUUCAUCAAGUUCAUUGCUUCCUGUUUCCUUUCUCGAAAGGUCGAAGCUCCAGCUGAAGAGACCGAGCCUCUUCUUGCCAACGAUCAGGAGAACGCCACCGAGGAGCGAGCUGAGCUCCGAAACAACAUCAAGAAGCGAGGUGGUCUGCGAAACCUGCUUCCCAACAUCUCCCCCGAGUCCCAGAAGAUCAUUACUACUCUGUGUCUUCUGUUUGCCAUCGACUCAAUGGGUUCUUCCCUUGCGAACUUCUCCUGGAUCUCCUACUACAUUCAACGAAAGUUUGACAUUUCUACCGGAUACCUUGGUUCCGUCUUCUUCGUCACAGGUAUCGUGGGUGCUCUGGCCACCCUUGUUGGAUCUGGUAUCUCUCGACGUCUCGGUCCUCUUCUGACCAUGGUCGUCACCCACCUUCCUUCCUCUGCUUUGAUCAUUCUUCUGCCCGUUCCUUCUACCGUGCAAGGUGUCAUCACCAUUCUCGCUAUCCGAGCCUGCACUGCCCAGAUGGAUGUUGCUCCUCGACAAGCCUUCCUGUCCGCCGUGGUACUCAAGAACGAGCGAACUCUGGUCAUGGGAUGGGUUGGAACUAUCAAGACUCUUGCCCAGCUGCCUGGACCUUACAUCACCGGUUACCUUGCUCGACACAACAAGCAGUGGAUUGCUUUUGUUGCUGCCGGUUCUCUCAAGGUCAUCUACGAUUUGUCUAUCCUCUCUUACUUCACCCGGGUGAAGCUUGAUCGAGAUCAGAACUAA